Botrytis fragariae is the source of this 690-nucleotide messenger RNA. Its product is annotated as putative pterin-4-alpha-carbinolamine dehydratase family protein. Lineage: Eukaryota; Fungi; Ascomycota; Leotiomycetes; Helotiales; Sclerotiniaceae. Bases 1 to 690 code for a protein of 229 amino acids. Gene Ontology annotation, biological process: tetrahydrobiopterin biosynthetic process. The transcript has 3 exons. Gene Ontology annotation, molecular function: 4-alpha-hydroxytetrahydrobiopterin dehydratase activity. The record is from RefSeq and is a predicted model, not a curated record.
AUGAAGCUCCCCCUGAGUUCCAUUUUCCGGUCCCCAUUGAUCCGUUUCCAAGCCAUUUCACGUGCAUCUCGUCCAACAACCUUUGGACAAUCAAAUUCUCCCCACCAAAUCCGCGCUUUCCUAGUCUCCACACCAAGAGCCCUCCAAACAAAAAACCUUACCUCGAGACAAAAAGCCACUGAAGAAGACAAAUCCCAAUCAGAUGCGGCCCCACAGAGUACAGUUUCAGAAGAGAUUGGCGAUUUUGCAAAAAAGCAUAUCGAAGAUGUCCCCCAGCAAUCUACAUCCUCUGUUACAGCAGUGCAGAAAUCACUUGAACCUCUUUUGAGAGAAAAUGGUGGGAAAUGGGUUUUGGCAAAUGAUAGAAUGUCUAUGGAGAGGGCCAUUACAUUCAAGGGAUUUAAAGAUGCCUGGAACUUUAUGAACGCCAUCGCAGCAAAAUGCAAACAAGAGAGGCAUCACCCAGAAUGGGUCAACAUCUACAACAAGGUAUUCAUCCGCUGGACCACGCAUGAUCUUCCCGGUCUAACAGCCACCGAUAUCCUAAUGGCCACGUUUUGCGACGAACAAGCUAUCAUACACAAAGAAGUAUACAAUGUCUCAAAAAAGGAACACCUCUCAGAAAAUACCCAGCAUGAAAAAUUUCUCAGUCAAGCUCAUCAGAUUGCUAAUAAGCUAUCGUCGAAAUGA